CCGACACAGAAGGAUGGGUACGAAAAGAAGGCACAGCAGCUCAAUCAAAAGGGCUUGGACCAGGAAGAGCAGGAGGUGAGGGCAAAGCAGAACCAGGUCAAGAGACCAUGGCUCCGUGAAGACGCAGAUAAGCCUCCGGCUGAACAGCCUCAAAAAAAGAGCACAGACACAAAAGGCAAACUCCUGACAACACCGACAAGACUCCUCAAGCUUAUUCUCCCCCUUCCCAUCCGCGUCGAGAAAGACAAGGACAACAACGACUCCCACGACUACGCCCGCGCCAUCUCCCCUAACGACUCCAUCCAACCUCUCGCCCUGCUCGUUCACCCCCAACAGCCGCUCUCCUACGUUGAGCGCCUUGUCCAGGCCGAGCUCCCACCUGUCGUCGAGAAUGGCAAGGAGAAGGUUCCCAACAUAUACUUCCGCGCUGAGGACUCUGCGGCAUCAGGCAAUAGCCCCACCAGCCGCGACGAGGCGCGUGCGAAGAAUGCCUCUGACAAGAAGCAGGAGCAACCACAGCAGCAGCAGAAGGGCUCAUCUUCUGGAGACGAUGAAGGCGGCAAUCCUCAUGUCGCCGCCUACUCAGGCCUCGGGCAUGAGGCCGAGGGACAAGAUGCCACGCCGGAGUCAGAUAAGAAGUGGGUCCGCUGGAGCAGCUCCACCGAGAUGGGCGACUUCAUCCGGGACGCGGCACGGGGCAGGGAGUUUGCCAUCGAGGUGGAGGGCUACAAUCUCGAGAUGCGCGUGAGCGUGCCCUCGUUCAAGGACCGGACCUACUACAUGCGCAUGCGGCUGCGACGGAUGAGCAGGCAGAUUGAACACCUCGCCAAGAUCAAGAAGGAGUGUGACGAGCUGGCGUACAAGUCGGCGCACCGCCUCGCCCAGGGCGGGUUCGCCGCGCUCGCGACCUGGUGGGGCGUGGUGUACUAUGUCACCUUCCAGACGGAGUGGGGAUGGGACCUGGUCGAGCCGGUGACGUACCUUGUUGGCCUUACGACAAUCAUGGGGGGUUAUCUUUGGUUCCUCUACAUCAGCCGGGACCUUAGCUAUAAGGCUGCGAUGAACGUCACGGUCAGCAGGAGACAGAAUGCGCUGUAUGAGACCAAGGGUUUCGACAUGCACAGGUGGGAGCAGCUGGUCCAGGAGGCCAACGCGAUGCGGCGGGAGAUCAAGACGGUGGCUGCCGAGUACGACGUGGACUGGGAUGAAAUGAGAGAUUUGUCUUACUCCAAGCAGGUCAAGAAGGUCCUCGAGAAGGAGCGGAACAAGAGGGGCCAGAGGGAUGACGACGAGGAAGAAGAAGAUGAAGAUGAUGAGGCCGAGGUGGUGGAAGAGGAGAAG
Cryphonectria parasitica EP155 is the source of this 1341-nucleotide messenger RNA. RefSeq lists its product as uncharacterized. The annotation marks the transcript as partial. Gene Ontology annotation, biological process: mitochondrial calcium ion homeostasis; calcium import into the mitochondrion. Gene Ontology annotation, cellular component: uniplex complex; mitochondrial inner membrane. Lineage: Eukaryota; Fungi; Ascomycota; Sordariomycetes; Diaporthales; Cryphonectriaceae. Gene Ontology annotation, molecular function: calcium channel activity; uniporter activity. The record is from RefSeq and is a predicted model, not a curated record. The transcript is spliced from 2 exons.